This is a messenger RNA of Raphanus sativus (radish), 1247 nucleotides long. Its product is annotated as delta(7)-sterol-C5(6)-desaturase 1. Gene Ontology annotation, biological process: lipid biosynthetic process. The record is from RefSeq and is a predicted model, not a curated record. The transcript has 3 exons. The coding region runs from base 239 to 1060 and encodes 273 amino acids. NCBI's taxonomy places the organism in Eukaryota, Viridiplantae, Streptophyta, Magnoliopsida, Brassicales, Brassicaceae. Gene Ontology annotation, molecular function: oxidoreductase activity; iron ion binding.
GUGUGCGCGAGAGUUUGGGAUGGACUUGUUCUCUGUGUGCGGGCAUGCACGAGCACAGCUGACCUGACUCGAAAUAAUAUUCAUUUUCACAUCUCUUGAGCUCAUUGUCUUUACCACAGUGCUCUGUUUCUGUUCAACUUCAAUUCAUCUUAUAAUAAAAGGUUUAGGUAAAAAAUUUCAAUCCGGCGAAUCCGCACGGUGGAUCGCCAAUUUCUCAGACGGCGAAUUUUAAACUAAAAUGGCGAUGGAUAAUGCGUAUCUGAUGCAGUUUGUGGACGAAACCUCGUUUUACAAUCGGAUUGUUCUGAGUCACCUCUUGCCGUCGAGUAUGUGGGAGCAUUUGCCGCAUUUCCUCCAGACAUGGCUCCGGAACUACCUCGCCGGAAACUUACUUUACUUCAUCUCAGGCUUUCUCUGGUGCUUCUACAUCUAUUACCUCAAACUCAACGUUUAUCUUCCCCAAGAUGCGAUUCCGACAAGACAGGCUAUGCUUUUGCAAAUAAAUGUGGCAGUGAAGGCGAUGCCUUGUUACACUCUGCUUCCAACCGUCUCUGAGUACAUGAUCGAAAGUGGUUGGACCAAAUGUUACUCUAGAGUAGGCGAAGUCAGUUGGAUCCUCUACUUUGUUUCUAUCGCGACAUAUCUUGUUUUAGUUGAGUUUGGUAUUUAUUGGAUGCACAGAGAGCUUCAUGACAUUAAGCCUCUUUAUAAGCAUCUCCAUGCCACCCAUCAUAUCUACAACAAACAGAACACACUUUCUCCCUUUGCCGGGCUUGCGUUUCACCCAGUAGACGGUAUACUUCAGGCUUUACCGCAUGUGCUAGCUCUGUUUAUAGUGCCGAUUCAUUUCACAACUCAUUUAGGUCUUUUGUUCAUGGAAGCGAUAUGGACAGCGAACAUCCACGACUGCAUCCACGGUAAUAUUUGGCCUGUAAUGGGUGCAGGGUACCAUACCAUACACCACACCACUUACAAGCAUAACUAUGGUCACUAUACCAUAUGGAUGGAUUGGAUGUUUGGCUCUCUUAGGGACCCUCUUUUAGAAGAAGUUAACAACUAAGACAGCUCCAAGAAAGCAGAAUGAGAGUGCCCACUUGUUUUUUUUUUCUUUUUUUUAAUUCUGGUUUAUUGUCUUUGUGUGUUUGCUUGCCUGUUCAAAGUUUCAACCGGCUAGCCUUGGACCUGAAAAACAAAAACCAAAAACCAUUUUAGAAACUAGAAACAAUCAACACCUAUGAUUCGAUUUG